AUGCCCCCGUUGCAACACUUGCAUUGCCCUCAUCCCAAGCACGCACCGUCACCCUCGCUUCCCCCAUUUCCCCGUCGCCAUUGCCCUCCCAUCGCCCUUACCCCACUCCCCUCCCGUCGCUUCCUCGUCAACGUCGUCGUGCCCCAUUCCGACGCUUCGUUCACCACUCCGCGACCACCCACUUUCUCCGUUGUCGUGUCCCCACCACUCCCCACUAUCCUGACAGGGGCGCCCACGUUUCCUCACUCGGGAAGCCCGUGCACACGCCCACGUUCCUCCUCCCCGCGCGCGCUCCUCUCGCCUCCCCGCGCGGUCUCCUCUCGCCUCCCGCGCGGCAUCCUCUCGCCGCCCCGCGCGCGCUCCUCUUGCCUCCCCGCGCGGCCUCCUCUCACCAUCCCGCGCGUGCUCCUCUCGCCUCCCCUCGCGUGCUCCUCUCGCCUUUAUAGCGCGCGCUUCUCUUGCCUCCCCGCGCGGCCUCCUCUCACCUCCCCGCGCGUCCUCCUCUCGCCGCCCCACGCGUGCUUCUCUCACCUCCCCGCGCGUGCUACUCUCGCCUCCCCGCGCGUGCUCCUUUCUCCUCACCCUGCGUGCUCCUCUCGCCUCCCCGCACGUGCUCCUCUUUCCUCACCUUGCGUGCUCCUCUCGCCUCCCCGCGCGUGCUCCUUUCUCCUCACCUUGCGUGCUCCUCUCGCCUCCCCGCGCGUGCUCCUCUCUCCUCACCUUGCGUGCUCCUCUCGCCUCCCCGCGCGUGCUCCUUUCUCCUCACCUUGCGUGCUCCUCUCGCCUCCCCGCGCGUGCUCCUCUCUCCUCACCUUGCGUGCUCCUCUCGCCUCCCCGCGCGUGCUCCUUUCUCCUCACCUUGCGUGCUCCUCUCGCCUCCCCGCGCGUGCUCCUCUCUCCUCACCUUGCGUGCUCCUCUCGCCUCCCCGCGCGUGCUCCUCUCUCCUCACCUUGCGUGCCCCUCUCGCCUCCCCGCGCGUGUUCCUUUCUCCUCACCUUGCGUGCUCCUCUCGCCUCCCCGCACGUGCUCCUCUCUCCUCACCUUGCGUGCUCCCUUCCUCUCAUCCGCCCUUCCUCUCAUCCGCCCUUCCUCUCAUCCGCCCUUCCUCUCAUCCUCCCUUCCUCUCAUCCUCCCUUCAUCUCAUCAUCCUUUCCUCUCAUCCUCCUUUCCUCUUAUCCUCCCUCCCUCUCAUCCUCCCUUCCUCUCAUCCGCCCUACCUCUCAUCCACCCUUCCUCUCAUCCGCCCUUCCUUUCAUCCUCCCUUCCUCUCAUCCUCCCUUCAUCUCAUCAUCCCUUCCUCUCAUCCUCCUUUCCUCUUAUCCUCCCUCCCUCUCAUCCGCCUUUCCUCUCAUCCUUCCUCCCUCUCAUCCACCCUUCCUCUCAUCCUCCCUUCCACUCAUCCUCCUUUCCUCUCAUCCUCCCUUCCUCUCAUCCGCCCUACCUCUCAUCCACCCUUCCUCUCAUCCGCCCUUCCUUUCAUCCUCCCUUCCUCUCAUCCUCCCUUCAUCUCAUCAUCCCUUCCUCUCAUCCUCCUUUCCUCUUAUCCUCCCUCCCUCUCAUCCACCUUUCCUCUCAUCCUUCCUCCCUCUCAUCCACCCUUCCUCUCAUCCUCCCUUCCUCUCAUCCUCCCUUCCUCUCAUCCUCCCUUGUAUUCAGGCAUGCCGGCGUAG
This is a messenger RNA of Closterium sp. Naga37s-1, 1671 nucleotides long. The record is from the annotation of a GenBank genome assembly. Lineage: Eukaryota; Viridiplantae; Streptophyta; Zygnematophyceae; Desmidiales; Closteriaceae.